AUGGGUACUGACCAGUUGUUGAAAAGAAGUUGUAUUAAGAAGCGUCAGAAGAGAAUUUCUGUAACGUAUCCAUUUUAUUAUCUGCUUCGAGAGCAAAGAUUGGCGUGUCUUUUUGUUGGAAUUGCGAUAUCGUGUAUGGUUUUCACUAUCAUUCCCUCUGUUUCGCCGUCGCGUUAUGAGUGGAUCGCUGAAUCCAAUGAGCCCAUUCAAUUGCCCCGAAGAAUUACGUAUGAGUUACGCGAUGGAAUUGGGCACCACAGUGCAGGUGGAAAAAUUCCUUUGGGGUUGAAAAGUAAAAGUUUAAGGAUUUUGGUUACUGGUGGAGCUGGUUUUGUGGGGAGCCAUUUGGUGGAUCGUUUGAUAGCACGUGGCGACAGUGUGAUUGUGGUUGAUAAUUUUUUCACAGGACGUAAGGAAAAUCUUUUAUCCCACUUAAACAACCCCAAGUUUGAGCUCAUUCGACAUGAUGUAGUCGAGCCCAUUCUGCUAGAGGUGGACCAAAUCUACCAUUUGGCUUGCCCCGCAUCUCCAGUUCAUUACAAAAAUCACAAGACCAAUGUGAUGGGAACACUGAACAUGUUGGGGCUAGCAAAGCGGGUCGGCGCCCGGUUUCUGCUUACAAGCACCAGUGAGGUGUAUGGUGAUCCUUUGCAGCAUCCACAGGCCGAGACUUACUGGGGCAAUGUCAAUCCAAUCGGUGUUCGAAGUUGUUAUGAUGAGGGCAAGCGUACAGCUGAGACAUUGACCAUGGAUUACCACAGGGGACUUAACCUCGAGGUGAGAAUUGCUAGAAUUUUCAACACUUAUGGUCCACGCAUGUGCAUCGAUGAUGGACGUGUUGUCAGCAAUUUUGUUGCCCAGGCCUUGAGAAAAGAACCUUUGACAGUUUAUGGGGAUGGAAAGCAAACUAGGAGCUUCCAAUAUGUUUCUGAUUUGGUGGGAGGUUUGAUGCGAUUGAUGGAAGGAGAUCAUGUCGGUCCUUUCAAUCUCGGUAACCCUGGUGAAUUUACAAUGCUUGAACUUGCUCAGGUUGUGCAAGAGAUAAUCGAUAGGAAUGCUAAGAUCGAGUUUAGGCCAAACACUGAGGAUGACCCCCACAAGAGGAAGCCUGACAUUUCAAAAGCCAAAAAACUUCUUGGGUGGCAGCCGACUGUGUCCUUAAGGGAAGGACUUCCCCUCAUGGUAACUGACUUCCGGCAACGCAUAUUUGGUGACGAGAAGGAUAAUACCGGAGCCCUCCCCAUUUAA
This is a messenger RNA of Fraxinus pennsylvanica, 1248 nucleotides long. Lineage: Eukaryota; Viridiplantae; Streptophyta; Magnoliopsida; Lamiales; Oleaceae. The record is from the annotation of a GenBank genome assembly.